This is a messenger RNA of Bombus huntii, 2926 nucleotides long. RefSeq lists its product as uncharacterized. NCBI's taxonomy places the organism in Eukaryota, Metazoa, Arthropoda, Insecta, Hymenoptera, Apidae. The transcript is spliced from 4 exons. The record is from RefSeq and is a predicted model, not a curated record. The coding region runs from base 2018 to 2725 and encodes 235 amino acids.
UAUCUAAUAAUAUGUACGAUAAUGUAUAUACUACGUAUUAUGUAAAUAAAUUAAUAUGUAUCAUUACUCCUUCAAAUAGUAAAUUCUAUAGUCAGUCAUUGCCGAAUUAAAACUUUAAGGUGUUUGAAAUAAUCUACCUACCUUAAGUAAUUAUGUUAUAUCCAAUUUUUAACCUUGAAUUCUUUGUUUCGAAAUUGGUUUCGAAACUUUCAAAAGCGUCUUUAUUCAUAAUUUAAGUUCUAGCCAAAGUAUAACGAAAUUGUAAACUUUUCAUAAAAAAUUGAUUAAAAAGGGAAGAGUAAAAAAAAUAGUAGUAAAGAGUUUUACAAGAUCUUUUUACUGAACCGUUUAAAAAAAAAUGUAAAAAGCUUAUUUGUUUUGAUUGUUUUUGAAUAUUUUUAGUCGUUUUAGUCACCCAAAUUUUGUAUUAUCUAAUACAAUGCCAGUCACGUGUAGAGUCCAUCACCAUUUUAGACGUCAAUAUCUCUGCUUUCUCCACUUCUUUGCUAUUUGUACUGAGCCGGAGCAACCCAAACUGUUUUAUGUUAUUUACUUUUUUUAUUAUUAUUAAUAUGUUUAUUUACUGUUGAAUGUGUAUGCGUUAUUAAAUAAGGAUACAACGGGCCUCUAUGUAACGUUUUCUUUCUAUUCCUGUACGGAUUGCCUUUUCAAUUCACUCACGCACUCUAUCAUUAUAUACAUCUUUAUGGUUAUAAAACGCGCGUUAGAUCAGUACGAACAAAUGAAUUGCACUUAAUGAUCUCUAUUUUUACUACGAAAUAAAAGAGAUUCACAUAAAAAAGACAAAUGAAGCCCCUUUUUGUUGCUUCCAGAUAUGUUGGAUGCAUUUAAUUUAUAUUUGCCACAAAAUCAUGUAUACAAACAUAUCAACAGCAUGUGUAAAUUUGCUGAAUGUAUUAAUAUAUUUCAAGAAGAAAUUUAAAGUAUGUGAAAUAAACGCUUACAUUUUGAAUAAAAAUAUUCAUUUCCUAUAUUUUAUACCGGAAACGGUAAUCUUAUUUGAAAACUCUGGUAAUUCUGGUAACAAAGAUAUGCAAUCUAAUUUGAAGUAUCAAAUUAUCAUUAGAUUUUUAUAUAAACCACUCUAUUUCUAUUUAACUCGUAUUUUUAUCGCUUGUAUGAUAAAUGACGUGAUUAAGUGUUUUGAUCUUAUUAGACUAUCUUACGCGGAAAAGAUUGAGAAAUGUUUACAAUACCCAGAUAAGGAAGCUCUUCAGGAAAUUUCACAAGGAGAUAAUUAUUUAUGACCAUUAUAACAAGCAACGCAAUAACAUUAACCGUGCUUAUUUUUGUUAGAGUUGUUAUCGACAUGUAGAGUAUGAGAAUUCUGUAAACAACUUGCAAAUCAUGUGAAUUUCUUCGACAUCUUCGACUGAAUGUUUAAUCAUCACAAAGUAUAUGUAUUUACUGUAGAAAAUUGUCAAACAGAAUUUUCAUCAAUGAAAAAUCAAUUUUUCUAUGUUCCAAAAUAAAUCUCUCCACCAGAGAAAAACAUAUUUAUUAUUCAGACUAUUUUCUUUAUUUAUUAAAAAUAAUCUUUUUGCUCGAGUAUUUAAAGCGAGUAACUUGAAUCUAGAGAUACAAAAGAGGUUAUUGCAUAAACAAUUUACAUCGAUAGUUGGACACCUAUAUUUCCAUAUUUUAGAAUAUUUAACACGAAUUGAUUUCUUUUUAACUAAAAGUUACCACAAACUGAAUUUCAACACGGAUAGAAGAAUACAUGCGGGUGCUAAAUAGGAUAAUAAUAGAAUAGCUACUUUAUCGAAAAUUGAAUCAUGUGCAACAUAUAUAUACGUUCAAUUACAGACUGAUAGAUACAUGAUCAGAUAUACCUGAACGUGUUAUCAUUCAUUCAUAUCAUUCAUUUACCCAGAUAAUUCACGUUUAGCGAAUAACUGAUUUGCUACAAAAGGGCAAGUGUGCUCAUUCAUCAUUAUCAGUACGCCAAGACGUGAUAUACCAAGUGGAUCGAUACUUUUCCUUCUUAUUCAGAAACAUGAAGACGUUCGUUUUUCUUUGCCUAUUGUUUGUGACUGUCUGUUCUGCACAGAGAUUCCCCAACGACAUAUUAAAUCAGGCAAUGAAUGCUAUAAAAAAUGCUAAAAGCUCGGUUGACAGUGUCAUGUUAGAUUUGAAACACUCUCAGAGGAACAUUGGCUUAAACGGAAAAAAUGAAAUUAGCAACCUUUAUGUUCAAGCUGGUCAGAACAUUAACUCAAUUCUAAAAACUCGUCUUGAUUAUAUCAAGGAAAAGUCACAAGAAGCAAAGGAGUCAGGUAAGAAUGCUGAAGAUUGUUUUAAUGACGUCACAAAGAAUUUGAAGGACGCCGGUCAAACAGGGUAUAAUCAACUCGAUAACUGCAAAAACAUAGCAAAUAAAAAUUUGGACACAGAACUGCAAGCAUUUGACAACGAGCAAGCAAAUGGACAGAGAUUAAAAAAUCAAUUAGAUCAGGUUGCCUUGGGAUGCAUGGGUUCUUCUAAUUCUGUACAAGUCGCAAGUUGUAUACUUAUGAAAGUAGGAGCCAUCAAUCAGGAGAUUCGUCAAUACCAACAAAGAGCUUCACAACUGAACACGAAUACAGAAAGGAAUAAAAAUGCAAUUACUUUGCAACAAAGAUCUUGCAAUAGUGAUGCCAUCUCCAUAGUUCAAAAUGCAUCUACUAAAGCCAUAUAUGCCGCAGCUGAUUGUCUUAAAAACUAAAACGAAUAGGUCUUAAACUUUAAAUCCAUAGAAUGUUGAAUUGAAAAUUAAAUUUGUCGAUUAUAAAAUAAAACUCAUAAAUUAACGCCUACACCUCUAUGACAUCGUAAUGAACUAUCCUAUCAUUUGCUUUGCUCAUGCUAGAAUACGUCUGAGAUAUUGUUAACCAAUGGCACUGGAGACACCCUAUGUAUCUCUACA